This is a messenger RNA of Adineta ricciae, 543 nucleotides long. The record is from the annotation of a GenBank genome assembly. Lineage: Eukaryota; Metazoa; Rotifera; Eurotatoria; Adinetida; Adinetidae.
AUGAAUAAUGUAUCAAGAAAUCUCUAUGUGGGAAAUGUUCAUCCUGAUACUGAAUCACAUGAAUUAAAGGAAAUAUUCGAACGAUAUGGAGAAGUCGAACGGUGUCAAGUAAGAUUUGGUGGACCAACGUAUAACGUCGCAUUCGGAUUUGUUUCUUAUCAUUCAAUUGUUCAUGCUGAAACUGCACAACGAAGUGAACAUGGUCGUGUACAUCGUGGUCGAACUUUAGUUGUUGAAUUCACCAAAACAACACCAGGACAAAAUUUGAAUCGAAAUCGACGUACAGACAAUCGAGAAGACAAUGAUUUGAAUCAGUUACGAAGACCAAAUCGUUAUGAAUCAUAUGCGGGAUAUCGACGAUCACGUUCAUCAUCGAAUAGUCGAAGAACAUCAAGACAUCGAAGUCCAAAAAAUGAUCGUCGUCGAAGACAUGAUCGUUCUCGAUCACCACAUAAACAACGAUUAGGUUCAAAACGACAUUAUUCAUCUUCAAAUGAUCGUAGACGUCGUUUAUCACAUUCUUCCAAAGACAAUAGAUAUUAA